CUAGGGACCCUCAGCCUCAGUGUUCUCACCUCAGGCCAGCAGGAAGACCAAGAAGAAGGAAGAGGGGAGCCCUUCGAUCGUCUUCCAACAUCUUUUCCAACUUUGAGCAGACCCAGAUCCAGGAGUUUAAUGAGGUGAGGGUCUGCCCUUGUCCUGGGAACCCACCACCCAGAAGCUCCUGCUUGGAAUUCCCCUGGGAAUUGUAAGGCAAGUGACCAGAGGACCUCAUGUGAGCCUUGCUCGAGAACCAGUAAGAAUGGGUGCCUGUCCUCACGGGGUGCAGCUGGCCUGGCAGCCCUGUGACCCUGGCCUUGGUUCCAGGAGUUCACACUAAUGGAUCAGAACCAAGAUGGCUUCAUCGACAAGGAGGACCUGAAGGCCACCUACGCUUCCCUGGGCAAAAUCAACGUCAAGGACAAAGAACUGGACACUAUGCUCAAGGAGGCCUUAGGGCCCAUCAACUUCACCAUGUUCCUGAACAUGUUUGGGGAGAAGCUGAGUGGUACUGAUAUGGAGGAGAUCAUCCUAAAUGCCUUCAAGAUGCUGGACCCCGAUGGCAAGAGCGGCGUCAACAAGGACUACAUGGAGCGGCUGCUGAUGUCGCAAGCUGACAAGACGACCGCUGAGGAGGUGGACCAGACGUUCCAGUUGGCGACCAUGGAUGCCACAGGCAACCUGCACUACAAGGCCCUGAGCUACGUGACCCCCACGGGGUAA
Molecule: messenger RNA, 717 nt
Organism: Equus quagga
Lineage: Eukaryota; Metazoa; Chordata; Mammalia; Perissodactyla; Equidae
Gene: MYL5
Product: myosin light chain 5
Exons: 5
Coding region: 334-717 (127 amino acids)
Cellular component (GO): cytoplasm
Molecular function (GO): calcium ion binding
Source: RefSeq, a predicted model, not a curated record